This is a messenger RNA of Ylistrum balloti, 966 nucleotides long. RefSeq lists its product as uncharacterized. The transcript is spliced from 2 exons. The coding region runs from base 1 to 966 and encodes 321 amino acids. NCBI's taxonomy places the organism in Eukaryota, Metazoa, Mollusca, Bivalvia, Pectinida, Pectinidae. The record is from RefSeq and is a predicted model, not a curated record.
AUGGAAAAGGAUGUGUCGGAUGACAUUGGUGUACGACGUUUAAGCAUCAGUGACGUCAAGCCUCGGGAGAUGGCUAGCCGUGCCAUGUUCAUGUAUCCUGACCUUGACAAGUCAGCCGUGCGCGCUCUCAAGGUAGAGGAGAGGAUACUGGAACUGAAGGUCAUCAACAUUGACGUCGCCAAGAGAAGUGUGGCAUUAGAUUUACGAAAAUCUCAAAACGAAAUGAAAAAGCGGCUAAGAAAAUAUAGGGAUAGACAGAGGGAUAUAUCGAAAACGAAAACCACUACAGAGCCAAAAGAUCAAACCAUCGAGGACUUCAUGGCAAACAAUACUCAGCACAGGGCGUUCACCAGGAGUGCAAUGCGCCCAAAAACUAGUCCGGCGGUGUUGACAUCCAAACCAUCUGGUAAUCGUGGCGGGAGACAAUCUGUUUCUCAGGAGGAGGAGUUUGAGGUAGAUCCCUCAUUUUUCACGGACCAGCAUCGCUCAAAAAUCGACCUCCGGCCAAGCACGGCGCGAGUGUUUAAUGGCGACAAAGCCGCUCUUCGGAAGCUAGCUCGACUUGGUAGUCUCGGAAGACGCGAUGAGCAAGUAAGAUAUUUUGACGAUGAUGAGCUUCAGGAUCGAGAAUCGUUUUACAGUCAAAUGGUUGAGUGGAGAAAAAGUAAAGAGAUUAAUAAUUUUGAGUCUCUUGACCAUAAAGUUGGAAGUUUCUGUGAACAGAACGAAGACGAAAUCAAAAGGCGAUUACAGCGAAAUUCAUGUCUUCGUCAAAGUAAUCAUUCUGUGAUGGAGUUUCGACGAAUCAAACAACGCGAGCAGAAUGAAGCUCUCCGAGCCACAACACCGUCCUCUCGACCGAACUCGUCGGGAGGUAAGACUGGUGUGGACAAACCAAAACCCGUUGUAGAAAUUGUAUCUAGAGACACACACGGCGUGAUUCCUCGGGAGAAGGGCACGUCAUAG